CACUGGGUGAUUUUUGUGGAAGUUUCAGACGCGAAGCGAAUAUCUAAACAGCCGCGACGGUAAGGGCGAAGAGGUGAAGCUUUCUUCUCCACAUCAUGUCCUCUCGUAAGAAGGUGCUGCUCAAAGUGAUCAUCCUAGGGGAUUCUGGAGUUGGGAAGACCUCUCUGAUGAACCAGUAUGUGAAUAAUAAGUUCAGCAAUCAGUACAAGGCCACAAUCGGAGCCGACUUCCUGACUAAGGAGGUGAUGGUGGACGACAGACUGGUCACCAUGCAGAUCUGGGACACGGCGGGACAGGAGCGCUUUCAGUCUCUGGGUGUGGCGUUUUACAGGGGGGCGGACUGCUGCGUGCUGGUGUACGACGUCACAGCGCCAACUUCAUUCAAGACUAUGGACAGCUGGAGGGACGAGUUUCUCAUUCAGGCCAGUCCUCGUGACCCGGAGAACUUCCCCUUUGUUGUGCUGGGCAACAAAAUCGACCUGGAGAACCGGCAGGUAACGACAAAGCGAGCCCAAGCGUGGUGUCAGAGUAAGAACAACAUCCCUUAUUUCGAGACCAGUGCCAAAGAAGCCAUUAACGUGGACCAGGCCUUCCAAACUAUCGCUCGCAAUGCUCUCAAACAGGAGACGGUGGAGACGUAUGACUUCCCUGACCAGAUUAAACUCAGAGACGACAGACCUGUGUCUAGCAGUGAUGGCUGCAGCUGCUGAAGGAAAGACCAAACUGGGGACGGGAAGAGAAGAGAAAGAGCCAGCAUGGGAAAGGGAGAGAUCCAGGCCUGUUAUUCUAGCAUCCAUCCUCCCCUUUUCCUCCUUUGAAACCUCCAGGGUAUCAACUGCCACAAGUGAAAGCUGAACAUCCAUUUUCUCACUGAACUCCAAGUAAGCGUGUGGUAUGAUAAACUGUGGAGGAACAGGAAGACCAGUGUGUCGUGUAUCUUCUGACAUGAGUCCUUCUAUCACUACAGCUGUCGCUACUCCUGCUGUCUGAGCAAUAUGAUUUUCUUUUCUCAGAAAUGAUUCUUUGGUCUGCUAGUUCGUUGUGCCUUUUUAAUUCUUACUAUUGGUUAUUGAUAUCAAUGUUUCACUCCUAUGCUGAAUGAAUAUUCAUAAAAAAUAAAAAAGACAUUACAUAUGUAAUAGGGCUGGGAAAAUAUAAUAAUAUUAAUAAAAUGUUUUACCUGCCAUUUAAAAUCAACCAUUUGUUUACACCUUUUUUUUACACCAUAGCUUCUCAGUAAAAAAAAAACAAAAUGCUUAAAUAAGUUAUGAGUUCUUCAUGAAAGUCCACGUUUCACAUAAUUUCAAAUGUUUUAACAUUUAAAAAGGUUUUACCUGUGUCUAUGUAGGAAAAAGGUGUGGAAAAUAUGCCUUGAAUUUUUUUUAAACUAGAUUUUACUGUAUUUUUUACUUCAGACAUUUAAAAUCCACUUCACAAAAUUGCUGUUUGUUUGAAAUGAGUCCUCUAACUAAAUACAUUAGGGCAAAUGACUUAUGUCAAAAGAUGAAAAUAACAAUAAUAUAGGAUUUCUUCACUAGACUCCCAGCCCUACUAUGUAACAUGUCAUGAAAAAAAAAAAUAAUAAAAAAAAUAAAAGAAUAUGGAUGUGGUAACAGUGCAUUACCUUGAACACACAGGUACUUUUUUAAGCCCCUUAAUUGUCUCUGUAACAUAUUUCACUCACACCAUUUAUAAUGUUUUACAGAACAUGUAUGUUUUUGCACACAUAGCUGUUGUUGAGCAUGUCAGUGUGUUUUUCAUGAAGAGGUUGUGUAUUAAGUAAUCAGGUUAGAAGCACACUAAUGGUGUUACGUCAUGCUUAACUCAGUGUUUUGAUUUGCCUUUGGUCAUUUACAUAAUAUGCUUGUAUUCAUUAAUAUAUAUCUAUACUCAACCCAAGAGCUCCUUAAUUUUACAUGCCAAAAUGCAAAAUGGAAAUAAAAUGUAGGCAUCAUUUUUAUUUUGGCCAAAUGUAAGAAUGACACCAAAACCAACAAAAUAAAGAUAAAUUUACAACCAA
Molecule: messenger RNA, 2020 nt
Organism: Carassius gibelio (silver crucian carp)
Lineage: Eukaryota; Metazoa; Chordata; Actinopteri; Cypriniformes; Cyprinidae
Product: ras-related protein rab7-like
Exons: 6
Coding region: 96-710 (204 amino acids)
Biological process (GO): endosome to lysosome transport; phagosome-lysosome fusion
Cellular component (GO): late endosome; lysosome; phagocytic vesicle
Molecular function (GO): GTPase activity; GTP binding
Source: RefSeq, a predicted model, not a curated record